AUGGAUACGUCCAAAGAUUCCGCUAAGCAGGCGGAUAUAUCGGAGACGCAGGAUGCAGACUUGGAAUCGGAAGACAUUACCCAAGACUCCGCGGCUUGGCGAUAUCGAUCGGAUAGAACGGAACUCACUGAACUGACGCCGGUUGAAGCGUUUAAGUGGAGUGUGGAGGGGGACCAGUCACCUUUUCCCGAAGUAGCAGCUUGUGUGUCAAACAAGGAUGAUCCAACAAUUUCCUGCAACACUGUUCGGGCCUGGGUAUUGAUGACGAUUUUCGUCAUGCUUUUCUCCGGAGUCAACCAGUUUUUUGGCCUGAGAUAUCCCUCACUUUCGAUUGGAUAUGUCGUCGCUCAAAUUCUGGUAUUUCCUAUCGGUCGAGCAUGGGAGAAACUUCCCAGGUGGAGAGUCCCACUGGGCAAAUUCACUUUUGACAUCAACCCAGGCAAAUUCACUAUCAAGGAGCAUGCGUUCAUUGUUAUUUGCGUCAAUAUUAGCGCUUCAACAGCCUAUGCCCAAGGCUCCCUGGUGGCCAUCGUAAGUCCAGUGUAUUGGAAUCGCGAUUUUGGAGCCGGAUUUUCUUUCCUGUACCUUUUGACCACACAGAUGAUAGGCUUUGGGUUGACGGGCCUUGCUCGCCGGUGGAUUGUUUAUCCAGCUGCCUUGGUCUGGCCUACCUCACUAUCCUCAACUGUCCUCUUCCGCGCACUACACGAGCCUGAGAGUACUAAAGCCGCCAAUGGCUGGACAAUAACUAGGUAUAAGUUUUUCGCUUAUGUCACAGCAUUUGGAUUUGUCAUCUUCUGGUUCCCGGAUUAUAUUUGGACAAGUCUGAGCACUUUUGCUUUCAUUACUUGGAUUUGCCCUCACAACCAGAAAGUGAACACGUUAUUUGGGAUGAACUCCGGUCUGGGUCUGCUACCUAUCAGUCUCGACUGGACCCAGAUCAACUAUGCUGGCUACCCGCUCAUGACACCCUUUUAUAUCACCUGCAACGCCUUUGCAGUUGUGGUGUUAUUUUACUUCUUCUUGUCCCCCAUAUUGUACUAUGCAAAUGUGUGGUACAGCGCAUACCUUCCGCUUCUCUCAUCAAGCACCUUCGACAACAUGGGAAAGUCAUACAACGUAUCACGAGUGGUUGAUUCCAAUCUCAACUUCCUGGAGAGCGGCUACAAAGAAUACUCACCAAUGUAUAUCUCUAUGGCAUACUCACUCACAUACGGACUGUCAUUUGCAGCGGUAACUGCCAUAGUCCUGCACACCUACCUCUACAAUGGCUCUGAAAUCUGGGCUCGGUUCAAGGAUUCACGACACGGCGGCGAGGAUAUCCAUCGACGACUGAUGCGAGCCUAUAAAGAAGUUCCAGACUGGUGGUAUGGUGUUCUGACCGUGAUUGUGUUGGGCCUGGGCAUCUUGACAAUAAAAAAGUGGGAUACUGAGCUGCCGGUCUGGGGAUUUAUUGUGGUUUGCUUUGGAAUGGCGGUUCUUUUAAUAGUGCCGGAAGGCAUUCUUCAAGGAACUACAAACCAGCGCGUGUUCCUCAACAUCAUAACAGAGCUGAUUGCUGGAUAUGCCUGGCCCGGAAAGGCGAUUGCUAAUAUGAUGGUCAAGUGUUACGGCUACAAUUCGGUGAAGCACGGUAUGGACUUUGCACAGGACUUGAAACUCGGACAAUAUAUGAAAAUCCCACCCCGUGUUCUAUUCUUUGGCCAAAUUUAUGCUAGUGUGCUAGCAACAGCAACUCAAACUGGAGUCCUACGAUGGAUGCUCGGGCAUAUCACUGACCUGUGCGAAUCAACCAACAAGCAACGAUUUACGUGCAACGGAGCCAAAGUCAUGUAUAAUGCCUCCUUAAUUUGGGGGACCAUUGGCCCACAGCGAAUGUUCCAGUCUGGUCAGGUUUACAAUGGCCUUGUCUACUUCUUUCUGAUUGGACCUGUUGUUACUGGAAUCGUCUAUCUCAUUUACCGCCGAUAUCCCAACAGCUGGGUGCGCUACAUCAAUGUUCCAAUUUUCUUUAAUGCUGCUGGAAAUAUCCCUCCUGCCAAUACCACCCAAUAUUCGCUUUGGUUCAUCGUCGGAUUUAUUUUCAACUACCUUAUUCGCAAGCGUGCAUUUGACUGGUGGAAGCGUUACAACUAUUUGCUUCAGGCGGCUAUGGAUACUGGCACGGCGAUCGCAACCAUUAUUAUCUUUUUCGCACUAGGCUACCACUCCAUCACAUUCAGCUGGUGGGGAAAUAACGUGGGAUCGAAUACUGAUGAUGCAAACUCCGUCCCAUGGCUGAAGGUCCCAACAGGUGGCCACUUUGGAAAGGGGCCUGGCCAAUUUUGA
Messenger RNA from Penicillium odoratum, 2328 nucleotides. RefSeq lists its product as uncharacterized. The record is from RefSeq and is a predicted model, not a curated record. The transcript is spliced from 12 exons. Gene Ontology annotation, molecular function: oligopeptide transmembrane transporter activity. Gene Ontology annotation, biological process: transmembrane transport. Lineage: Eukaryota; Fungi; Ascomycota; Eurotiomycetes; Eurotiales; Aspergillaceae. The coding region runs from base 1 to 2328 and encodes 775 amino acids.